UCUCGCCACCACGCCUUUUUCCUUAUUUGCCCGUAGACCACCCCCUCGCCACUCAAGCACCUUCUUUUCGAUACUUUUCGUGCCCUAUGAAUGAACACCUUUAGUAACGUAGGAGCGUAGCGUAAUCAAAGAAAGGUUGCUAAAUAAAUACCAUAUGCGCCCUUGCUAAUAUUUUUAGCCCACUGCUCCGUUGAGCCGUUUUUUUUCCUUCAGAUUACACGACUAAAACAAAAAAAAAGAAAAAAAAACAUGACAGCACGGCAUCGGAAAGGAAAAAGCAACCAUAGACACGAGGAGAACUCUUUCAAACACGAAGCUUUGGAAGCAGAGUCGCGGGGAGGAAAUCAGUAUGCUUUGUUGUUUAUUUUAUUCCUCAUGAUUGUGAUCGGAGGGGCCACUAUCGCCUGGUUCUGUCUUCAGCAGCACCAGACCAUAACCUACUUGGCCGACAACCUCAUGGGGGUUCAGAUGAAAAUGGUGAAGCUUCAGACGUUCCAAGAGGAAAUGCGAAAGACAAACGAAAAGCUCCACAGCUCAGAGGGCCUGGAACACCGGCUCCACGCUCUGGAAGAGGCGUACGUGCAGGCGCAGAAGCAGGUGGGUGUGGCGCUGGCCACGGCGGAGCAGCUGAAGACCUCCGACCUGCCCGCUCAGGUGCUGUCGCUCCACACGGAGAUGAAGAUGCGGCUGGCGGAGGUGCAGCAGGCCGCCGUCUCCACCGAGCAGCUGGCUCUCCUCCAGGGGGUGCUGAGGAGCAGGAGCGAGGAGUUCGAGGUGGUCAAGGCGGAGGUAGCCGCGCUGGUGGGCGCCAAGGCCGAUCUGACUGUGACCGUGGAGGGCCUGACGGGGGGCCUGGCCACGGCGCAGUCCAGUUUGGAGGAGCAGGCCAGCCGGGUGGGGGCCCUGACCUCACAGCUGGAGGAACAGGUCACCGAGCUCCUGGCGCUGAAGGAGUCCUUGGCUGUCCACAAAGCUCAGCUUGAGAGCAGCACACAGGACAUUGCAAGCAUAAAGGAGCUCCUGGAGGCGGAGGAGGCCCAGAAGGCCCAGCUGGUGACCGUUGAGGAGCAGCUGAGCUCGGUCCGGCACAAUCUGGAGGAGCAGAGCACGGUGGCUCAGACCCUGCACUCUGAGCUGAAGGCCCAGCUGAAGGCCAUCCAGAGCCAGGUCAGCCAGCUGGAGGGUUCCAUCCUGGAUGAGGUCCCUGCCGAGCAGCAGGAGGAGCAGCCCGCCCCUGCCGUAGAGGAAGCGGCAUCGGAUCUGCCCGUCGAGGAAGCGGAGGAGGUGCCCUUGGAUCAGGCGGCGGAGGAGGAGCCAGCUGCCCCCGUUUUUGAGGAGGUGGCAGCAGAUGAGCCAGUAGCAGUGGAGGAGGUGGCAGCAGAUGAGCCAGUAGCAGUGGAGGAGGUGGCGGCGGCUCCUGUCCCUGAGGAGGUGCCGUCGGAACAGGUGGUAGAGGAGGAGGAGCCAGCGGCCGCUGAAGCAGAGGAUAUCCCUCUAAACGAGCAGGAGCCUGCAGAAGCCGUCGCAGAAGAGGAGGUAGCUCCAGCCGAGGAGGAGGCAGCUCCCAUUGAGGAGGAGGAGGCGGCAGCAGCAGCUGUCAUUGAGGAGCAGGCAGCUCCACUGGAGGAGGAGGUGGGUUUGAGUGAGGAGGACCAUGCAGACUCAGAGGAGGUAGCAGAGCAGGAGAUUGAGGCUCCCGUAGCCCCCGAGGUGCAGGAAGCGCAGACCCAGGAGGAGGACCAGAUCGUGGAGCAGGAGGUGGAGCAGCUGGAGGAAGGCGAUAGCUCCCCCGAACAAGAAGAGUAGAAUGCUCGUACGGAGAUAACGCGGUGUUCCUCAAACCCCACCCUGCCCCAUUCACUGGAAGGAAUGGACUAAGUUAAGAGAAAAAUGGGAAGCCAUCACCAACGGUCGAGGUACCUUUUCAGAAAGGGAAAGCCGGUCACAGUAACUCUUCACACCUCCGUUUUUUUUUCUAUUCUGGCGCAAGUUUUACCUCAACUGAAUGGAUUUUGGAUGCCAGAGCACACAUUGGGAAGGUAAGGGACAAUUCAGGACUCCACAUGCCACUGUCGACCUCAGAAGCCUUAAUCCUUUCUACGAAACCAGUUGUCUUUGCACAUGUAUUUUCCACAAAUCAAAAUCGCUGUUGUUUUUUUAUGGCAAACUGAUCUGAAAGCAAAACAGGGCCCAGAGGACACUACCAACCAAUGACAGCAGGGGGUGACCUGCAGUCACAGACAGUUCAUUGGUCAGUGAACAGAAAAAAAAAACACGCACAAAGAGCCAAAAAUAGCGUGCGUGUAACGGACAUAAAGACGGCUUUCCUUUGUUUUUUUUUGUCUUUGUGCAUCUUGUUGGUAGAAUUUACAUUAAAAUAUGGGAAAUGGCAUGAGAGACCAGAAUAUCGUGCAUCUAUUUACAACGUGAAAGCAGGCUGGAUUGGGUUAAAGGAGGAAGCAUGGGUGGAAAAAGGCAAUAUCUGUGAAUUAUGUACAAUUUCUUAUUGCGGCCAGCAGAAGGCCGCGGUAGGUAGUCGUUUGACUUUCUUUUCUUUCUUCUCUCUCUCUUCUCUGUAGUCACACGAAAGUGCACUGUAACUGCCAUAGCAAAGGGCAUGGUCCCAACCUAUUGAGCAUCUCAGAUCUCUG
Molecule: messenger RNA, 2651 nt
Organism: Megalops cyprinoides (Indo-Pacific tarpon)
Lineage: Eukaryota; Metazoa; Chordata; Actinopteri; Elopiformes; Megalopidae
Product: fibrous sheath CABYR-binding protein-like
Exons: 5
Coding region: 250-1806 (518 amino acids)
Source: RefSeq, a predicted model, not a curated record